Molecule: messenger RNA, 560 nt
Organism: Neltuma alba
Lineage: Eukaryota; Viridiplantae; Streptophyta; Magnoliopsida; Fabales; Fabaceae
Product: probable root meristem growth factor 8
Exons: 4
Coding region: 4-405 (133 amino acids)
Source: RefSeq, a predicted model, not a curated record
CAGAUGGAGCUGGUAAUGAUCAUCACUGUGCUAAGCAUUUUCUUCUCUGGUUUGCUUCCCCACUGUUCUGCUUCUCCGCAACUUCCAUUAAUGAAACCUCCUCUUCAAUAUCAAGUAAAUGGCCACCAACUUUUUCUCCCACCAUUCCCAAGGAAGCUUAUGAGCACUGAGCAACAGGUUAAAAAACUUGAAGCUACACUUGAUGCAUCGAGAAAAGAUGACAAGGAAAACUUUCCAGGGAAGGAAGAAGAAAGAGAGCAGAAGACGAAGGUGGUGGGGAAGAAGAAAGGGACAAGGGAAGAAUGGGAGGAGGGAGACGAUCCUUCACAGUAUUUCACAAUGGAUUAUAGCAGAGUGAGAAGACGACGGCCUAUACACAACAAGAACAUACCUGUAGCUCCGUGAAACAUGGGAGCUAUACCAUUUUACACAACACCCCAGAUUUAAAUUAACUAGCUUUUUUCAUUUUUCUUAAUGGACACACAGUUUUGUAUUGGCCCCUGAAUUCGUGUGUCUUGUAAUUAGGUUAUAUUGUAGUACGAGUAAUAUAUGUGUUGUCG